AUGGAACGUGCACGACAAAUUCGUCAACAGUUAGGUGAUUCGGUUGCUGGUGAUUUUAAAGCAAAAUCAGCAUCAGUGGACAACAUAACCGUCGAUGAAUGGAAGAUACGAUUGCCAUUAAUAAUUGAUCAAUACAAUCCUAAUGAUAUCUAUAAUGCUGACGAAACUGGAUUAUUCUUCAAAGCAUUACCUGAUCGUUCACUUGUUAUUGCUAAAGAAAAAUGCAAGGGUGGAAAGAAAUCCAAAGAACGUUUCACAAUUCUUCUUUGUACCAAUAUGACCGGUACCGACAAACUAAAGCCACUUGUUAUAGGUAAGUUUCCUAUAGCAAUUGAGUCAGUUUUAUUAACUUGCAUACUAACUUUCGUUGCAGGCAAGGCAGCUAAACCGCGCUGCUUUAAAAAUCUGAAUGUUACUGAAUUGCCUGUUAAAUGGCGAUCAAAUAGUUCGAGCUGGAUGACAGCUAGUCUUUUCGACGAUUGGCUCAAAAGUGUGAAUAAAACAAUGAUGAGUCAAAAACGCAAGAUUUUACUAUUUAUUGAUCAUGCGUCCUGUCAUAAUCCAGAAUCACAAUAUUCCAAUGUGACUGUGAAAUUUUUUCCUGUGAAUACAACGUCAAAGCUUCAACCUCUUGAUCAAGGGAUUAUAAAAAAUUUCAAGUGCUACUAUCGUCAAUACCUUGUAAAACAUAUUAUAUGUCGAUGUGCUGUUGCCAAGUCUUGUGAAGAUAUUGUUAUUACAGUGUUAGAUGCAGUUCAUUGGACGAAUAAUGCUUGGAAAGCUGUCAAUCAAUCAACUAUUUGCAAUGCAUUUCAAACUUCAGGUUUUAAAUGUUCAAUUAUCCAACCAACGGUCAAUGUGAUGACUGAUAUUUCUACACUAUUGGACCAACAAUGUGAUGCUGAUGACGUACCAUCAGCAUUACAGACUUUAGAUAUGCUUCUUGCUCACGUUAAAAUCGGUGAAGAACGUCUUUCUGCAAGCGAAUUCGUCGAAAUGGAUUCUGAAAUUCCAGUUUUCAAUGAGGGGAACGAUCCCCUUGACAAACAAGUUAACAUCGAUGAAACUUUUAGGAAUCAAAUAAUCAGUCAAAAUAACGACGAUAUCAACAUUAUCGGAGAAGAAGACGAUGUACCGGCUGAAACACCACCGAAGCUUGUUGAAGCCAUGGAGAUGGUCAGACGACUACACCUUUUAGCUGCUAUGGAACAACCACAACUGCAUCAUGUUAUUUCUCAGCUUGACUCACAACUUACUCAACUCUUCAUUGAAUCACAAGGACUUAAGCAAACAACAAUUGAAGAUUUUUUUCACAAAAAAUGA
Rotaria sp. Silwood2 is the source of this 1323-nucleotide messenger RNA. The record is from the annotation of a GenBank genome assembly. Lineage: Eukaryota; Metazoa; Rotifera; Eurotatoria; Philodinida; Philodinidae.